Belonocnema kinseyi is the source of this 1863-nucleotide messenger RNA. Its product is annotated as zinc finger and BTB domain-containing protein 41-like. The transcript has 3 exons. NCBI's taxonomy places the organism in Eukaryota, Metazoa, Arthropoda, Insecta, Hymenoptera, Cynipidae. Bases 1 to 702 code for a protein of 233 amino acids. Gene Ontology annotation, biological process: regulation of transcription by RNA polymerase II. Gene Ontology annotation, molecular function: DNA-binding transcription factor activity, RNA polymerase II-specific; RNA polymerase II transcription regulatory region sequence-specific DNA binding. The record is from RefSeq and is a predicted model, not a curated record. Gene Ontology annotation, cellular component: nucleus.
AUGUAUAAUAAUCUAAGCCUUGGAAAAUCAAAACGUCAUUCAAUAAAAACUGAAAUAAGAUCCGCAGGCAAAUAUCAAGCAUAUUCAUUAAAACACGAUAGGGACGACCACAAUCUGCUACCUAAAAGUAGUGAAAAGGAUGCGACUUGCGAAAUUGAAUAUAUCAAUGUCGAAUCCGUGGAAAUCAAGGAAGAAAUUAUCGAAGAUUAUGGGAAUUGUUCAAAAAGCGACCUAAAACCAACCGAUAAUCACGAAGGUCAAUCCAAAAUUGUCGAAAUGUAUCAGUCCAAAAGGAAGCCGAAAAAUCAAGAUUCGAAGAAGGAAUUGGAAAACAAAUCUAAAUGCGAAAAAUGUGCGCGAAGGUAUAGGAAUAAAAAAGAUUUAAUUAGUCACCAAAAAUACGAAUGCGACGUCAUUCCACAAUUUAAAUGUAAAUUCUGCGAUAAACGAUUUAAACGGAAAACAAACCUUUGGCGCCAUACAGAUAUCGUGCAUCAAAAAACCAGCUCAAAUAAAACAUUGUCAACGAGACUUAAAUGUGACAAAUGUUCUCGAAGUUACACCACGAAAAGUGCUUUAAAUCGACAUAAACGUGUACAACACGAGGGCAUUACACGACAAUUUACUUGCGAUGAUUGUGGUUAUGAAACGAGAGACAAGGUUAACUUGUACAGACAUAUUAAAGCAAGUCAUCUGAACUAAUUGGAUUUUGCACAAGAAACAUUAAACAUGUAAAAGUAUUUUUAUUUUAUUUUAUAAAUUAAAAUACUUUUUUGUGCUACAUACAUGAAAUAAAGGGUUUCACCGCAUAACUAAAUUGUUUAAACAAUCUUUUUAAAUAUGCGACUUAGAAAAAAUAACCGAUAGAAAGCGAAUCGGUUUAAAUUGCGUAUCUGUCAUUUGCAGAAUUCUCAGUCCCAUUCUCCUUUUCAGUGUACAUGAUAAUGGCUGCAAGGAGUGCAUAUUACAGGAACAACCUCCGCAAUCCGCUCAUAUUUAUUUGCAUACCAAACAUCCAAGUGUUUAGGAUUUCAAUAUCCGCAUAUUUUUAAAUAUAAUUUCUAUAAAACAAAACGUAAGUUAUGGUUUUUGGGAAUUUCAGAUUGAUAUAAAAUAACAAAAAUUAUUAAAGCCUUUUCACGAGUACAUGGAGCUGCAAUCGAAUCCAGAUAUUUAAAAAAAAAGUAAAAGCAUUGACUUUAUGUAAUUUUUGUAAAAAAAUAAAAUGGUGCUAUUGGUUUUUCUUAACAAAUAUUAAUUUCUCACUUUCUCUAUAUGAAUGUAUAGAGCUCCAGAAAUUCUCGAAUGUACAUUCGCAAUUUGUCAAAUAUUUAUUCAAUUCUUAUAUAAUUCUAAUUUUGAGAACUUUUUUUUGUUGAACUCACAUUUUUUUCCUUGACACGUAAACGUUCUACCGUGACACCUUUCAAAUGGUUAUGAUAUGAUGAUCAUAUGUAUACAAAUAUUAUAAAAUAUGUACUAAUACACAUAAAAAUGUCUGCUCUAACUUAAUAACGUAAUCAUUAUUCUGGGAAUUAAAUACUCUCCUGUAGUUUAAUAUAUUGAUUACAGAUUUUCUGAUUGAUGAUCCACUAGAAAAGAGUUAUGAGCACUACUGUAUCAUCAAUUUAUGAAAAAAUAUACCAGGACUUACAGGAUAAUGAUCAAUUAUUUGACUAUUGAAAAAAUUGUAAUUUACAUUUUUCGAGUUAUUAAAAAUAAUCAAAGAAUUUUUCUAAAUAAAAAAGAAUAAUAUCAGCAGAUGAUAAUCCAGCGUUUUCUUUCAAAUACCAAUCUGAUGUUCAUAAAUAAUGUAAAGGAUUUUCUUUCGAAAUUAUAUAGAUCAACGACAAAACUUUUAAA